Molecule: messenger RNA, 2499 nt
Organism: Entrophospora candida
Lineage: Eukaryota; Fungi; Glomeromycota; Glomeromycetes; Entrophosporales; Entrophosporaceae
Source: the annotation of a GenBank genome assembly
AUGACAAAAAAAAACAAUAAACGAAAGCUUGAAGAAGUUGAGGCUGAAGAGGAUCUGAUCAAAGAGGUUAAAAGACAACCAAUUGAUUGUGAAGCAGUAGGUAUUGGCCCUGAUGGAACAGAAUCAGCACUUGCCAGAGUCACAAUUGUUAAUUUUCAUGGAGUGGUAGUAUUGGAUAAAUAUGUAAAACCUUUGGAUUAUGUGACAAAUUUCAGAACAGAAAUCAGUGGAAUAACUAGAAAAAUGCUCAUAAAUGCUAAUAAAUUUAAAGAUGUACAAAAAGAAGUCUCGGAUAUAAUCAAAGAUAGAAUUAUUAUUGGACAUGCCAUUCACAAUGAUCUAAAGUUAUUGCUAUUAGAUCACCCAAGCAGCAUGAUACGAGACACUUCCAAAUAUAAACCAUUUCGUAAACAUUCCAAUGGAUCGAGUAUGCUUGAAAAUCAAUUCACUACAAAACGUAUUAGAUUAGAUUCAAAAGAGAAAAAAGAGCAACAGAAUGGUUCAAGUUCCAAAUUUCCAAUUCCUUACGAAACAAAUGAUGAUUCAGUAGAAACUGAUGAAAAAUUAAUACCAAUUAAUUAUAAUUCUGCUAAACAUGGAAAGGAUUUUGUUUUUCCUUCACACUCUGACUUCCUAGAUAACCCUGGUUAUUCUCGACAAUACAUAAAUAACAGUAAUACAAAGACACCGAUUAAAAAAUUGGUUAUUAAACCACUUAAAGUAAAACCAUCAUUACCUUCAGAUUUUGAGGAAAAAACAUGGGCAAAACUUGCAAGUGCGAUUCAAGCAAUUUAUAGUUCUAAAUCAGUGAAUGAUAGUCUUGAAGAGCUUUAUAAAGCAUGUGAAAAUCUUUGUUUGCACAAAUUAUCUAAAUCUCUUUAUCAAAAAUUGCACAGCGAACUUGAAAAACAUAUUUUGUUAGAGGGUGAACAAAUUCAAAAGGAUUUAGGCUUGGAAUUAUUUAGAAAACAUAUUAUGAUAGCAUCUAACAUACGUGCUAAAACUCUGAGUGGAAUAUUGUCAUUGAUCAAACAAGAAAGAGAUGGAGAUGCAGUUGAUUACGCACUGAUCAAGUCACUUAUUAGGAUGUUCAUUGAUCUCAACAUUUACUAUCAUGGAUUUGAAAUUCCAUUUUUGGAAGAAACCCGCAGCUAUUUUAUGAUUGAGGGUCAACGUCUGGUCAGUGAAUUUUCUGUACCACAAUACUUGAGUCAUGUCUCAAAUCGAUUAUCAAUUGAGAGUGCAAGAGCUGCCGAAUAUUUAGAUAAGAAAACAAUGGAUCCCCUAUUAAAAGCUAUUGAUGAAGAACUAAUAAUGAAACAUAAAACUGGUACACAAAUAGUUACUGAUACUAAUAAUGAAUCAGACAUGGUAUCAGAAUUGUUAACAUUGAAAUCAAGGAUGGACUCGAUUGUUAAUGGCCCAUUCCAAACUAAAUAUGUGGAUCAGAAAUUACGUCAAGGAAAUAAGAGUAUGAAUGAUACCGAAAUGGAACAUAUGUUGAAUGAAGUGUUAGUUUUAUUUCGAUAUAUACAAGGUAAAGAUAUAUUCGAAGCCUUUUAUAAACGUGAUCUUGCCAAAAGACUUUUGCUAAACAAAAGUGCAUCGUUUGAUUAUGAAAAAAGCAUGCUGACUAAACUAAGAAAAGAAUGUGGACCUGGGUUUACCGGUAAACUUGAAGGAAUGUUUAAGGACAUAGAUUUAUCUCGCGAUUUCAUGCGCUCUUUUCAAGAUUCAAAAGCAUCCGAAGAAAUGAAAAGAUAUAAAAUUGAUUUUUCUGUUAAUAUCCUAACACAAGGGUUUUGGCCUACUUAUGCGCCUAAUCCAUGUAAUUUACCACCAUAUAUGACACAAUGUCAAGAAAUUUUCAAGGAUUUUUAUUUGAGUAAACAUAGUGGUAGAAAUUUAAAAUGGCAAAAUUCUUUAGGGCAUUGUAUACUAUCUGCAAAUUUUCCACUAGUAUGUUGCAAAUUGGUGGUAAGUUUAUAUCAAGCAGUGACAUUAUUACUUUUUAAUAGUUAUGAAGAUAUAUCACAACGAGUAACCUACGAAGAAAUAAAAGAAAUCACAGGAUUGGAUCAUAAAGAUCUUACACUUACACUUCAAUCGUUAGCAUGUGGUAAAACACGAGUUCUUACCAAAUUUCCAAAAGGAAGAGAUGUCAAUAAAACGGAUAAAUUUGCUAUUAAUGAAAAAUUUGAUGUUCAAUAUUAUCGUGUCAAGAUUAAUUCGAUUCAAUUAAAAGAGACGCUAGAAGAAAAUAAUGACACAACAGAACGUGUAUUUCUUGAUCGUCAAUAUCAAGUUGAUGCUGCAUUAGUUCGUAUAAUGAAAAUGAGAAAAUCAUUAACUCACAAUGAAAUUGUUACUGAAUUAUUAGGACAAUUGAAAUUUAAGGCCAUGGUUUCUGAUAUUAAGAAAAGAAUUGAAUCGUUAAUUGAUCGUGAUUAUUUAGAAAGAGAUCCUGAUGACUCAUCGGUAAUCAGAUACUUGGCUUAG